This is a messenger RNA of Contarinia nasturtii (swede midge), 1686 nucleotides long. Its product is annotated as putative ATPase N2B. Gene Ontology annotation, cellular component: mitochondrion; cytoplasm. The transcript is spliced from 7 exons. NCBI's taxonomy places the organism in Eukaryota, Metazoa, Arthropoda, Insecta, Diptera, Cecidomyiidae. Bases 183 to 1592 code for a protein of 469 amino acids. Gene Ontology annotation, molecular function: ATP hydrolysis activity; ATP binding. The record is from RefSeq and is a predicted model, not a curated record.
UAAGUGUCAAAUCGAAGCUCACACUUGGUGUAUAGACUUCUGAGAUGAUAAAAUUUCAGUUUUUUACAUAACUUGAACAUCAAAUGACAUCAACAAAAAAAACGAACCAUCAACAAAUCGAGUGCUUUUGAGACAAAACAAUCAAAGUGAAUAUAAUUGCUUUGCGGUUGAUUGUCUGCAAAAUGUCUGGUUUAAAUCGGAUGCACAGAAUUUUGCAAGUUUACAUCAAGUCUCAAUUCAAAAACGACCUCACAAUUAUUACAUGGUCACGUGGUUUUGCCACACAAACAAAUCCAAAUCAACGUACAUCUGAAGGGCCAAUAAAAUGUCUGCAGGAAAAGAUCAAUUCUGGCGAAUUAAAGCCAGACGAGCAUCAGAUCAAGGUUAUGGACGAUUUGCAAAAGCUUUACUACACGAUCCAAACAUACGUACCAGCUGAAAUUCCAUCACAAAGUUCUUUAUUCAAAUGGUUACCAAUCAAAAGUACAAAACCAAAGAAGAACAAUGCACCGAAAGGACUUUAUAUCUAUGGAAGUGUUGGUGGCGGCAAAACUACAUUAAUGGACCUAUUUUAUGAUAGCUGCUCGACGAUAUCGAAAAAGAAGCGAAUCCAUUUCAAUUCAUUUAUGACGGAUGUGCAUGCAAAAAUUCACGAGGUCAAAGAAAAGGAGAGCAAAAUCUAUCAGUAUGUGGGAAGUGAUAAAGCAAAUCCGUUCGAUCCAACGCAACCAGUCGCUGAUAUGAUCACAAAAGAUACAUGGCUGCUGUGUUUUGAUGAAUUUCAGGUAGUUGAUAUUGGUGAUGCAAUGAUUCUCAAAAGAUUGUUCACCCAUUUGUUCGAUCGGGGUAUAAUAAUGAUAGCGACAAGCAAUCGACCACCGGAUGAUUUGUACAAAAAUGGUUUACAACGUAGCAAUUUUCUGCCAUUUAUUGAUAUUUUGAAGGAACGCUGCGAUGUCAGCUCAUUGGACAGUGGAAUUGACUACAGAACAAUAGCGAUUAAAGGCGAUGGAACAAACUUUUUUGUGAAAUCAAAAUGCAAUGCGGACGAGGAGUUAAAUAGGGUAUUUAAAAUUCUGUCUAGUCAAGAGAAUGAUAUAGUACGACCACGUACGAUUACACAUUUGGGAAGAGACUUAAUAUUCGACAAAACAUGCGGCCAAGUUUUAUUUAGCACAUUCGAUGAUCUGUGCGAUCGACCAUUAGCGGCAAAUGACUAUCUUCAAAUAUCACAAUACUUUCACACGGUCAUAAUAAAAGAUAUUCCACGUUUGACACUCGAUCAAAAAUCACAGGCACGACGAUUUAUUACACUCAUCGAUACGUUGUAUGAUAAUAGAGUACGGGUGGUCGCUUCUUCGGAUGUUCCUUUAGAUCAGUUAUUUUCGAAAGAGAAAAAAGACGAAGGAUUUAUUUCGGAUGAGCAUCGAAAACUUAUGGAUGAUUUGCAAAUAUCACCCGAUUCUGAUCAAGCGGCUGCCAAUGUGUUUACCAGCGACGAAGAGAUAUUUGCGUUUCAGCGAACGGUGUCGCGAUUAUCUGAAAUGCAAGGUAGUGAAUAUUGGGAACAAUGGACAAAGAAGUCACACUAAUCGCACAACUUCUAUCGAACGAAAUCGAUAAUAAAAAGAAACUUAAUGGCAUAACAGUACUUAUUAUUGUGUGCAAUGCUUAAUUUGGGAAAAA